GGCAACCGGAUCACCACCGUCCGUCCGCGCCCGCGACCAACGCACGGCCCUUGCUCUUCGCACCAGUCAGUCGCACCCCCGCACACUCCGAUUCGAGUCGCCGCCCUCGCCGCCGUUCCGCCGAGCACCUCACUCCCGCACACCGCAAUGGCCUCCUCCCUCGCCGCGCGCCGCCUCCUCUCCCGCGCCGCCGCAGCGCGCCGCCUCGCCCUCCCCUCCGCCUCCGCUCCCGCCCCCGCGGUAGCUCCCCGCCGUUUCUCCGCCGACGCGGGGCCGCCUCCGCCGACGCAGACGCUCCCGCCGCCUCCGCUGGAGCCCGCUGCCGAGCCGCCCAGAUCGGAGGGCACCGGCGCCUCGUCCUCGUCCUCGUCGUCCACCACCGCCGGUGCCGGAGGGGCCCACAGGUCGUCGCCGGGAGCCGCGGCUGGGACGCGGCGCCAGGGCGGUACGGGCUACCAGGAGGAGCAGGAGAAGGUCCUCCGCGCGUCGCUGCUCCACGUGCCGCGCAUGGGGUGGAGCGAGUCGGCCAUGGUCGCUGGUGCCAGGGACGUCGGCAUUUCGCCGGCCAUUGUGGGCGCCUUCCCAAGGAAGGAGGCCGCCCUUGUUGAGUUUUUCAUGGAUGACUGCCUUCAACAACUGAUGGAUCGCAUUGAUGCUGGCGAAGGAGAGCAGUUGAAGAACUUAAUACUGAGUGAGAGGCUCGCAAAACUUGUUCGGAUGAGGCUGGAGAUGCAGGCACCUUAUAUAUCAAAGUGGCCUCAAGCACUGAGUAUCCAGUCUCAACCAGCAAACGUCUCAACAAGCUUGAAGCAGCGAGCUGUCCUGGUUGAUGAGAUUUGGCAUGCAGCUGGAGAUGCUGGAUCAGAUAUUGAUUGGUAUGUUAAGCGUACUGUGCUUGGUGGUAUCUACUCAACCUCUGAGGUGUAUAUGUUGACGGACAAUUCUCCAGAGUUUCGCGAUACGUGGACGUUUGUGAACCGCCGUAUCAAGGAUGCUCUUGAUCUGCAGAAAACCUUCCAAGAGGCUGCGUACCUAGCUGAAGCCGUGGGAGCAGGCAUGGGCGGCACCGUGCAGGGUGUCCUGAACCGAGUCUUCCAGAACCGAGGUUCAUGAACUGGAGGAGUUCUGCAGGAUGCAUCGACUACUUUUACAUUCUCAAAUGUCUCUCCGAUCCACAAGCGCCUUUUUCGUUCUCCAGUUGGCAUGUUGUUUAAUAAAGCGAAUUGUGCUGUGGUUCCAUAUCACGUUAGGGUUUGGUGACAGUGUAUAUAAUAACCCUAGGUUCAUUUCAAAUGAACGCUGCCAGAUCUUGUGGUCC
Panicum hallii is the source of this 1318-nucleotide messenger RNA. Its product is annotated as ubiquinone biosynthesis protein COQ9-B, mitochondrial. Gene Ontology annotation, cellular component: mitochondrial inner membrane. The transcript is spliced from 6 exons. Lineage: Eukaryota; Viridiplantae; Streptophyta; Magnoliopsida; Poales; Poaceae. The record is from RefSeq and is a predicted model, not a curated record. Gene Ontology annotation, biological process: ubiquinone biosynthetic process. Gene Ontology annotation, molecular function: lipid binding. Bases 148 to 1113 code for a protein of 321 amino acids.